AUGCUUUCUUUCGUAAGAAAGUAUAUUUCCACCUACUUUCUAAUUUUUUAUUUAAUUUUUCUCCAAACACUUGUCGCGAAUAAAGAAAUUUUAAAAGUAUCUGAAUUGUCAAAGUGUAAGAAUAAUGAAUAUUUUGAUAAUACGUUGCUUUCCUGUAUACAAUGCGAUACCAAGAAAAAUCUAAGACCGUCCGUCGAUCGAUCACGAUGUAUAUGUAAUGAAUUUAGUAAACAAAUUGGUUUGAACAACGGUUAUCCGUUAUGCCUGUCUUGUGGUCCUAACGCAACAAUUACCAUAGACGGGCGAGAUUGUAUUGCGUGUAACAAUGCAAUGUGUAGAUGUAGUACUAAUGAAAUACAAAUAGAUAGAAAUUUGGAUGGUACAUUAUUAAACAGUAUGUACUGUCUGCCUUGUCCUGCUAAUACUUAUCUAUCUUUGGAUGGAUUUAAAUGCUUACCCUGCAAUGAUCUUGAAUAUAAUUCGUACAUAAAUCAUAAGUAUUUGUCAAAAUAUUAUGCACGAAUACAAGAUCACUGUCCAUAUGGAAAUGCUUCAUUUUCUCAUGGAUUAGACGCAAAUACCACGUAUAUAAUAAAACUUAAAAAUCAAAGCAUAGAUAGUUACUAUUUCUCAAACGAAUUACAAUCCGCAAUAUAUUUUUGUAAGAGAAAGUAUAAAUUAGCGUGCGAACAUUUAUCAAACAUGUGUGCCCUGAGUCUUUAUAGUAAUAAAAUGGCUUGCACAUUAUUUAUGCAAAUACAACCACCUGUAUGGUUAUUUUAUAAUAAAAAUGAAACGACAACGGUACUGAAUACCAGACAGAUAACACAAAAAUAUAGUUUAUCAAAGCACGACGGUGACAGUACACUAAAUUUUACGUUUGUCACAUUUCAUUUAGAUGGUAACUUGAAAUCGAUCGAUACACCUGAUAUACCAUGCAAUUUAUUGAAAUAUAUUAGAUUUGGCGUAAACAUGAACAGGAAAUGUAAAUUUACGAUAAAAAAUUUAUUAAACGCAGAAGUAGAAUUUAUAUCUCCUUAUUUAACAUUUAUGGACAAUAAAAAGAUUUUAAUGCAUGCCUUGCCUGUACUCAUUAAAAAUAUUAACCAGAAUGAGAAUAAUAUAUUGAAUUGGCAAUUUGUGCGAAAAUUUUUCCUUGUUGAUAAUAUUAGUGGAUAUAAAACAUCAAAUUUCACAGAUAGUAAAGUUGAAAACGUUAGUACAUUAUCAGUAUUACGCUAUAUGAAAUCUUUAAAUGUUAUUAUUAAUAUUCAAAAUGCAGAGAAUAGGAACAAAAUAUUUCCACCUUUAUUAAUUGUUGAAUACACUGAAUUAACGCAUGAACAGAUAAGCAAAACUGCAGAAGUCACGUUAAAGUACAAGAUACAGUUUAUUUUGAAUGAUCGUAAUACCGAUUUUAAUUUUAAGAUAAUUGUUGGAGUUUUCUCAGCAUUAGCUUUAAGCGUUUCUGGCAUAAAAACAUGGAAUCAUAGUAAACAACGUUAUGCCAACGUUUCAUAUAUAACUGUACUAUUUUGGUUUUUUAUUUAUGCUAUGGGCGCUGUAGGAACUGUAAUUAUUUUGAAUCUGAUCAGUUUAUGUAUAUACUUAUGUAUAUUCUACAAAAGACAAACAAUCCCAUAUAUUCUGCUUUUUGAUGAUAUUAAUGAGAAGACUAUUAAAAUGUUUACUACAAUAGCAUUUGCUUUUAAAUUCAUAGAAAUGCUUGGAUUUAUUUGUCGGUAUUGGAAUAUCGAUAUAUUUUUUAUUGAUUGGGAGCAACCUAAACCAGCAUAUAAUCAAUUUAAAUACGACUCUCCAGAUAUUUCUUUGUACAAGUUACAGGCGAAUAAAUUAUCAGACAAUAAAUAUAAAUUUUCACAAACGACAUCAGAAAUGUUAAUAACUGAAUGUAAGAUAGCAGCAUAUAAGUAAGAUGAACACAGUAGUCAUAAUUGUAUUUCUGAAUCUUUUGCAGCUGAUAAACGCGAAGAUAAUUGUUCAGCUGCGUAUUCGAUAUUAAAAAAUUCUGCGGAAGAAAUAAGUAGGUAUAAUAAUUUUCAUCGUUUGCCUGUUAGUAUUUGGCGAACAUAUUUUAUUGCUAAUCAGUGGCUAGAGCUUCAAACAAAGCGAAAAAUAAAUGUAUUGGUACAAUUAGUCGCUGUUUUAGGUAUUUUUCAGAUUAUACAGAUAUAUCCAUGGGUUAUUACAAUACCAGAAUUAAUACCGAAAAUUCCUGAAGAAAAUUCGAAUUUUACUGUGUACUACACAAUGUGCACUUUAGUAUAUGUUUUAAUAUAUUGCAUUCAAUGGUUAUUAUUCACAAUAUUCUACGAACGACAUGUUACAAAUAGAAUGCAAAAAUUUAUAAAUCUAUGUUCGGUCGCAAAUAUCAGUGUAUUCAUUUUACCAUUUAAUUAUUAUGGUUUUUAUAUUCAUGGAAGAUCAGUACACGGUUAUGCAGAUACAGAUUUACCUACUCUAAUGAACGAUUUAGAGAAAGAGAAAAAUAAUUUAUGCGCGCAUAGAGGUCUUUUACCCGGAACGUCUCAACAAACAUUUAUAUUAUCUUUAGCAAAAACAUUCAAAAUUGUUUUUACCACACUUUCAAAACAAAAAAAGGUUAGGUCUAAUAACUUUCUAAGAACGUAUUUCUUUUCCACAACAAACUGGGAACAAAGUUUUGAUAGACAAUUUAAAUUAAAAGAGUUCUUAUGUAAAUUUGUGGAUCAUUAUUUCAAAGAUGUGGACUAUAUUAUUAAAGAACAACAUUUCUUUGAAAAAUUAUUUAAUACUCUAUUUUUACAUAAGGCAGAAAAGUCGAUCUUUUAUAUUGAUAAUAACCAUUCUUUCGACCAAGUAUUAUUUUAUGGCAACGAGUGGUUGUUAGCUACUUUUGAAAUGUCAAUAUUUACUUACAUGCUAGUAUUAUAUGAAGAUUGCAUAUUAGCUGUUAUAGUUACAGUAUCGAUAUCAAUGUUACUAAUUGCAAUUGUCAAACAUAACAGGACAAAGAAUUUAGGUAAUAAUAUAUUAUUAGACAAAACAUUUUUUAUACGAUAA
This is a messenger RNA of Colletes gigas, 3063 nucleotides long. Its product is annotated as meckelin. Gene Ontology annotation, cellular component: MKS complex; ciliary transition zone. Lineage: Eukaryota; Metazoa; Arthropoda; Insecta; Hymenoptera; Colletidae. The transcript is spliced from 13 exons. The record is from RefSeq and is a predicted model, not a curated record. Gene Ontology annotation, biological process: cilium assembly.